Molecule: messenger RNA, 1500 nt
Organism: Ipomoea nil (Japanese morning glory)
Lineage: Eukaryota; Viridiplantae; Streptophyta; Magnoliopsida; Solanales; Convolvulaceae
Product: lanC-like protein GCL1
Exons: 5
Coding region: 77-1357 (426 amino acids)
Biological process (GO): carbohydrate metabolic process; peptide modification
Cellular component (GO): plasma membrane
Source: RefSeq, a predicted model, not a curated record
GCUGCCCCAUCUUUCCCAGCGGAUCAGGUAGCCAUUGAAAUCUGCGAGAAAAGGAAAUAUCUCAAAGGAGAGAAAAAUGUCAUCUUCAAUAGUCCACUUAGCUUCGCCGGAAAGUAACGGCACUAACCAUGAAGACGGGAACGAUUCCGGCUUCCGUACAGUACUCGAUCCGACGGCUCCUAGCUUUAUUCUACCAGCUGAGACCUUUCUCCAGGCCGCCGUAUCUCUCAAAGACCAGGUCGUAGACAUGACGUGGAAAGCACGCGGUGGCAGUGCGGUUACUCAUAUGGACCCGACUGUUUACACGGGUCUGCUGGGGACGGCCUACACCUGCCUCCGCUCGUUUCAGGCCACCGGAAACCGCCAAGACCUGCGCUUGUGCGCCGAUAUUGUUGACACCUGCGCUUCCGCCGCACCGGCCACCAUCAGGCACAUAACUUUUCUGUGUGGUAGAGGAGGACUCUAUGCACUCGGUGCAGUUGCUGCCAACUACUGUGGGGACCAGCAGAAGCGAGACUCUUAUUUGGACUAUUUUUUUGAGGUGGCACAGGAAAAGGCCCUGCCUGUUGGUCCUGAGGAGGGGGGAUUUGGAAUGUCAUAUGAUCUCCUUUAUGGAAGAGCAGGUUUUCUGUGGGCUGCUCUUUUCAUAAAGCAGCACCUGGGAUCCGAGGCAGUGCCAAACGAAACUCUGAUGCCGGUUGUUGAAGCCAUACUAGAAGGAGGCCGAGCUGGGUCGUCUGAUAAUUCAAUGUGUCCACUGAUGUACAGAUGGCACGGCACAAGGUACUGGGGUGCAGCUCAUGGGCUUGCUGGUAUAUUGAACGUUUUACUGCAUUUCCCACUAUCUGAAGAUGGCGUGGAGGACGUGAAGGGGACGUUGAGGUACAUGAUGAACAACAGGUUCCCACACAGUGGUAAUUACCCAGUGAGCGAGGGAAACCCGAGGGACAAGCUGGUGCAAUGGUGUCACGGUGCAACUGGCAUUGGCAUCACUCUCUGCAAAGCAUCCCAGGUAUUUCCAAACGAUAGGGAAUUUCGCGAUGCUGCAAUAGAAGCAGGGGAAGUAGUGUGGAAGAGCGGGCUGGUGAAGAAGGUGGGACUGGCAGAUGGCACUGCUGGGAACGCUUACGCAUCCCUUUCCCUGUAUCGGCUUACUGGUGAGAGCAUAUACCAAGAAAGAGCAAGAGCGUUCGGGAGCUUCCUGUACCAUAAUGCUGGGGACAUCAUGGCUGGAUCACAAGGCGACGGAGCAGCAGAUCAUGCCUACUCCCUCUUCCAAGGACUAGCCGGCGUGGCUUGCUUGUGGUUCGAUUUGAUCGCCCCACACAAUUCCAGGUUUCCUGGCUACGAAAUUUAAACUCUAAAGCCAAAACAUAAUCCUAUAGUUAUGGUUAUGUCUGUCUCUCUGUCUGUCUGUAAAACUAAAAUUUAAAACGCCAUCACUUCUCUUGUAUAUAUAUUGUCUGCUUUUAAUGAUUAUAACAAUGAUUACUCCAACUA